Molecule: messenger RNA, 1464 nt
Organism: Helicoverpa zea (corn earworm)
Lineage: Eukaryota; Metazoa; Arthropoda; Insecta; Lepidoptera; Noctuidae
Exons: 9
Coding region: 1-1464 (487 amino acids)
Source: RefSeq, a predicted model, not a curated record
AUGAAGAGGAAGACCGAACAUUAUUUAGAUGACACGAAGAGUGGUACUCGUCAUUCUAGAGAAGCAGAGCGCUUCAAGGCUGGUUUCCGACAGCUGUCAACGGUUCCAGUACCUCCGAAUCGCAAGGACUCCUACAACGUGAUGAUCCUGUGUUUGGACUCCACUUCUCGCAAUGGUUUUAUAAGAACCAUGCAAAAAAGUUACAAAUAUUUGACUGAGCAGUUGAAUGCUGUUAUUUUGAACAGUUACAAUAUCGUGGCUGACGGUACAACUGGCGCCCUCUACCCUAUUUUAUCUGGUAAACCUGAAGAAGAACAUAUAUUUUCGAGAUAUAGAUGGGAAACCGCGAGGAAGAAAUAUAUAGGCCCUAUGAAGUUUAUUUUCCAUAUGUUGAAGAAAUAUGGUUACCGUACAGCUUACUUCGAAGACAUGCCCUGGACUGGCUCAACACAGCAAAAAUUCACCUGGUUCCGAAAACAGCCUGCAGACCAUUACCUCCGAACGACUGUGCUAAAUGAGCUCGAUAGAGAUAGAGAAGAGAAGACUCAUCGAGGGCAUCCUACAAGGCACUGCGUUGGACCUACUCCACAAUAUCAGUUCAUGAUGAAUUUGGCUGAUCAGUUUCUCAAGUUAGACGGCAAGAAGUUCUGCUUCACAUUAAUAGUAGACACGGCAUAUGAUAACUUCACGGUGCAUCCUACUGCUGAUGACAGUUUGGUCUCCUUCCUCAAGACCCUCGAAGAUAGGGGAGCUCUUGAAGACACGCUGGUCAUGGUCAUGGGAGACCAUGGAUCUAGGUACUCAAAACAGCGCAAUACUUACCAAGGCAGAAUGGAGGAAAGACUACCUUUAAUGGCCAUUCUCUUACCUGAAAAGCUGAAAAAACUCAGACCUGAUGCCUUCGAGGCUCUAAAACAAAACCAAGAUGUUUUGACCACGCCCUUUGAUGUCCAUGCUACCAUAUUAGAUGUACUGGAUCUCAAGAAUAAGAUCGAUAAAGAUAAAAUACCCGGAACUAAUCUUCCUAGAGUCAUGACUUUGUUGGAACCGAUUCCGAAAUCCCGUUCAUGUGGUGAAGCAGGGGUGAUGCCGCACUGGUGUGCUUGCUCCGAAUGGCACAACGUGGCCAGGAAUGACCCCAAAUUCGCGCACGUGGGUACAGUGUUCUCCGAAUACGUCCAGAGCAUGACUCAAGAAGUCGGGGAGUUAUGUGCCAUAAGAAGGCUAUCAUCUACGGAAUGGGUGUUGCACCAGCGAGCAGUAGACCAUCUAUCCAGAAUCAACUACAUUGACUCCAAGGAUCUGAGAAAUAACAAUCCUUUUAUGAAGACUUUGGACGAUUAUUAUCAGGCUAGGAUAAUAAUGUAUCCAGGCAAGGCGGUGUUUGAGGGCACAUUGGUAUACAACUCCGCCGGGGAUUACUACAUGAUCACCUACAGGGACCUUUCUCGAGUAAAUGCGUAA